Molecule: messenger RNA, 16074 nt
Organism: Diabrotica virgifera virgifera (western corn rootworm)
Lineage: Eukaryota; Metazoa; Arthropoda; Insecta; Coleoptera; Chrysomelidae
Product: zinc finger protein 845
Exons: 7
Coding region: 362-2311 (649 amino acids)
Biological process (GO): regulation of transcription by RNA polymerase II
Cellular component (GO): nucleus
Molecular function (GO): DNA-binding transcription factor activity, RNA polymerase II-specific; RNA polymerase II transcription regulatory region sequence-specific DNA binding
Source: RefSeq, a predicted model, not a curated record
CAACCCUGAUUGUAAGUAAAAGUAAAUUCAUGUGGUGUGUGUGGUGCAAGGUUCAGAGAUAGGUUCAUAAUAUCAAGGUUAAUAGGUGCCUUAAUCUAUUAACCUUUUGUGUGGUGUCCUAGAAAAAGAAAAUUAUGCAUAUGCAUGGCAAGUGCCAUAUCACAGUAUAGGAGGAAUUCUCCUAUACUGUGGCCAUAUUUACUUACAGUACAGUAGUGAUAGUGAUUCAUGAGAGAUCUGAAUAUCUACUAAGAUGGAAAUAUAUUCAUACAUAAAAAUGUUGUAAUGUAGCAAAUACAUAUUUACCAGUUGAUUAUACUAUACUGUUUACUAUUUAUUAUAAAAGCAGAAGGAAGACAAUAUGGCACAGUCUGGCCCAAAGGAUGAUAGGAAUUUAUUAUCCAACACAGUAAAAACUGAAAGUCUUAAUGAUGAUGUUUCUACUCCUGACAACAAUUUCAGUGGGAAAGCCAUAGACUUUCAAUUUUCUAUCCAGCCAAAAGUUGAACAAUGUGAAAUAAAAGAUGAAGUUGAGGAAUUAGAAUUUGUGGGAGAAGUUAUCGAGUUUUCUGAAAAUGAACUGUCUGAUUUAGAAGAAAGUCAAGAACCUGAAUCAAAGGAAUCAUAUUUGUGUGAACAAUGUAAUGUGGAAUCUUGUUACAAAAAACAUGACUUGCACGCAGAUUUUAUCCGUAUUACAACCAAACCAUUAAAUCAAUCAAAUCCAUAUGAAUGUGCUAUAUGUAGCAUAAAGAUUCUUAAUCCUACGAUAGCCUUAUUUCAUUUGUCCCUGCAUGACAAAGAUAGUUUCAGGUGCUAUAAAUGCGAUUGCAUUCUGCUAGAAUUUUCUGAUUUUUUGGAGCAUAUCGAGAAACUUCAUUCUAAAGACAAGGAUUAUUAUCGAUGUGUCGAGUGUAAUUUUGUGACCUUCUGGCAUGUCCAGUAUAUAACCCAUAAAAAUAAGUUUCAUAAGCCAAAAGUGUUUCAUAAAUGCAAACUUUGUGACGAAUUGUGGCCAACCAGAAAUCAUAAUUUACAUGAGAAGAUGUUACAUAUUAGAAGCAAAUAUGGAAGGAAUCCAUAUGUGUGCAAGACAUGUGAGAUCGAAUUAGUUGACCCCGAUGAAAUAUAUGAUCACUUAAAGAUACAUGGUGAUAUAGGAAUAUUUUGCAGUUUUUGUGCCUUUACUUCCGAAAAUCUUAAAGAUCUCGACAGUCACAAAAAAGAUAAGCAUGCAGAAGAAAUUGAAAAACAAAGAAUUCUACGGGAAAGCUGUAAAGAAUAUAUGGGGAAUGAUAAUGAUGUAAUAUGUGAAUUAUGUAAUAGAUAUUGGCCAGAUAAAUAUCAUAAAAAUCACGAAAGGAUGAUACUAAUUGAAAAACAAGUAACAGAAGAUAAGCCGUAUAAAUGUAAGACAUGUAACGAAAAAACCUGUGACCUACGAGAAGUUUAUAAACAUGUGAAUCGGUAUUGUAUGUAUACGAUUAAAUGUCCAUUUUGUUCAAAAAAGUUUAGAGUGAGGACAGUUUUAGAUAACCAUAUUAUAAGAGAGCAUCCAGAUAAAGAACACGUAAUGGGUAACCGUCUUUUAAAAUGCAAGCUUUGUGAAUAUACAACAGCAGGAAAUACAAAUUUCAAAAAUCACUUAAAUACCCACAAGAGUAUGGAAGAUAGACAACAAUAUAACUGUAAUGAAUGUGAUUUUACAACUACGUUGUCCACUUACUUAAAAAGACACAGACUCUCUAAGCAUCCAGUGGAAUCUGAUAAACGUUAUACUUGCGAUAAAUGUUCUUACAGUUCACAUUUAAUAUCACGUAUAAAAAGACAUUUUAAGAUUCAUGUAACUAAUGAAGCGUUAAAAUGUGAUAUUUGUAAUGCUUUAUAUACACGCGAAAAUAGUCUGCAACGCCAUAAAGCCAAGCAUUUUCAAGAAGAGCCGAAAAAGAAAGAAUAUGUAUGUGAAAUUUGCGCAAAAGUUUAUCGUUUUAAAGUUAGUCUAGUUAGUCAUCUGUAUCAUGUCCAUCAGCAAGGUGAAAUGAAGGUCUACAUGUGUUAUUCAUGCAAAUAUAAAAGUUACAACAAAUGCAAAUUCAUUUUACAUACCAGAAUUCAUAUGAAACAACAGGAAUUCUUUUAUUGUGCCAAUUGGGAAUAUAAAACUAUUAGAAAAAUGAAUCUCAAGCAGCAUAUGGUUAAACAUGCGGAUUCAUCGAAAAUGCAAUUGUACAAGUGCAAAAUGUGUUCUUUUAAGACAAAACGACCUCAUACUUUAAGAAAUCAUGUUAAAUAUACUCACGGUACAUUUUAAUAAUUAUCUAAUAUGCAGUAACAGCCACGCUACUAGACAACGGGUACAUUGAUCUAAGACAGUCAUGGACCCUUCACUUGUUUACUUUUAUGUCUAGUGACAGGCGCGGAUACGGGGGGGUCAACGGGUCCAUGGACCCCCCUAUUGUAUUUAGUCUAUAAGUAUUUUUUUAUUAUCUAUUAUUUUUUUCUGUUAGCUCUAAGCUUUAAGCCAUCAGUACAACACUAAAUUACAUGAAAACCGCUUCCAAAGAAUCGAAAGAAGCCAUAAAAUCUAAUAAAACACCCUUCUCUGAAAAAUAAUCUGCAGGCGCAUUUGUUUGGGUACCGGUGGAACCCGGUUGAAAUUUUUGUUAUAAUAAAUAAUAGUUAUAAGUUAUUAACAUUUAUAAAUUACUGCAAAAAUAAGGGAUUUUUGCAAUUAUCUCCAAUUGUUUAUGUAUUUAAAAUUAGAAACUAUUAAGAUCUAGAAUAUUUAUUUGAAACAUUUUUCUCUAAAAUCUACAAGGAAUGUUUUAUAGGCAAAAACAUGAUUUUUUACACUUUAUAAUCGUUUAAAAACAAAACAAUGUCGGAUAUUGAAGCAAUUGAGAACGAGAAAAUGUUUUAAUGUGCUUUAAGUAUGUAGAAAUACUGUAAGUUAAAAAGGUGCAAAAUAAAUUUCUCCUGUUUUAAGAUUUUAAUAUAAAUACUAUUUUUAGUUUGGAAUUAUCUUCUAUAUCAAAAUAAGCCACAAUCCUUCAGUAUUCACUAUUCAGAUUCAGGUAGAUACAUUUUACUCCCAAAAUCAUAAUAUAAAAGGACAAAGGACUGGUUAUAAAAUUAAUAUCGGUAAAUCCGUAUCCGUGGUUAGCACAUUGUGUCACAAGCUAGUAAAAGUAAUGAAUUCUUGAAAAUUGACCAAACUCCGUUGCCAAAUCUAUCCGCUAAAAAAAUUUUCUAAUAAUUUUGAUUUUUCGGUAGAAAAAAAAAUCGGCAGAUUAAUUUGAAAAUUAAGAAUUUUGAUUUUUCGGUAGAAAAUAAGAGAAUAGCAGAAUAGGAGAAUUAGGUAGAUCGGUAGAUUUGACAGGUAUUUGGUAGAGCUACCGAAAAAUCGGUGACUGUGGCAUCGCUGUAUUUGAGGUAAGUCUGUCCCCCCCCCCUAUUAUGAAUUUUUAGAUCCGCGCCUGUCUAGUGACAUCUAGAACGUCAUAAAAUCUAUAGAAACCAAUAUAAACAUAGAAAGCUAACAGUUUAUACGUUUAUAGAACAGUUGUAUUUGAAGUUUAUAAUUGACAUUGUGCUGUAAAAAUUAUAAAUAUAUUGUAAAAUUAUAAAAUUGUAAAAUUAUAAAAGUAUUGUAGUAUUGUUAUUAGUGUUCGAAUAAAAAUGUUUUAAAGCAGAGUAACAAUACUAUUAAUUAAAGUAUUUUUUGUAUGAAAAAACAAUUAUUUUGAAUAGUUUCAUAGCAGUCACAUGACAUGAUAGACAUGAAAGUAACAGGUGAGAACGGACCGGAUUAGCCCAAGCCUAGCAAUUAGGUGCCCGUGUGUCUACUAGCGUGACGCUUACUCUAUAUUUAAGCACACGGAGCAGAAUUGAAACAGCGUUGAUCUGAGUUUAAAGGCCAAAUUCUAAAUUUGAUGAUUGUAGAAAUUAUGACGGAGAGUGUUUUGUCUCUCCGGUAUUCAGACAAUGUUACGUUACAUAUAUUGGGACCGUGCAAGUUCGGCAAAGCGACACCUAUUUCUACGUUCUGCAACUUUAUUCGCACUUUUAAUUAUAUUGGCCAAUUAUAUUAGGUCUGGUUACUGGAUAAUUGUCAAGGCCAUAGUCCAAAAAAAUAAUAAGAAGAAAAAAUAAGAUUCAGGUUAUGUUAUUAAAACGUAAACAAUUGUAUGUAGUAAAUAAAAUUAGUUAUUAAAAUGCAGUACUGCGAGCAAAAUACAAUUAAUUAAAUUUACCUUUAUAUAAUAAUUGCAUAUCAUAUCAAUAUUGUGGAGCAACAUAUAAUUUUUUUUCUUCAAUGACAGUAGAUAUGAAAUGUAUGUCAAUUUGACAAUUUCAAUUGACAAUAUGAAUUAUUUAAGAAAGUUGCAAUAUUUCUCCGCUAUUCGCGCACGAUCGUUUCUCAAUUCCCUUCCAAGUACUUGCACACCGCGAAUACCGGGUGGUGAAUCGUAAAACGGGCCAUAGGAAACUCAAUGUAAAAUUCUAAACUGUUGAAUUCGUGCUUCCCUAAUUAUUUUACAUCAAAAGUCAUGAGAGAAUAUUUGUAGAGAAUUGAAAUCUAUAUUAAAAUCAAAAGUUAAAAUUGUUCUACGAUUUAAACGCAUUCCAAAAUUUUGAAAAUUAUAAUACAUUUGCCACAGUAGGUAUGUGUGUAAAAGUUAGGCUACACGUUACUAUUUAACUGACAGUGCUCACACCAUUGACUGAAUAAAAAAUCUUUAUUAUUAAUAUUUUCUCCUCAACUGAGGGUAUCUUAUCAACUGUAUUGUUUUUGAACAAUAAAUGAUAAAAAUAUUGACAGUUCAGAAAUGUGAAAAUAAUAACUUCAUUGUGACACAUUAUUGCACUGUGUGUGGCCUAAUUUUGGGCUGAAAAACUAAAAAAUGUAUUACAUUUUUACAAAAUUUUGAAAUAUGUUAGAACAAUUUCAACAGUUAUUUUUUCAAUACAGAUUUCAAUCCUCUACAAAUAGUUUCUAAUGUCCUUUGAUGUAAAUUAAUUAGGGAAGCAGGAAUUCAACAGUUUAGAAUUUUACAUUGAAUUUCCUAUGGCCCGUUUUCCAAUUCACCACCCGGUAUAUAUAACACCGGUUUAUAGCCUCCUGUGCUUUCCGGUUCCUAGGCUCCAGCCGCAUCGAUCUGUCCAAUUUUCCUGGUCGGAGAUCUCUCCCAGACAUGGCUUUCUGGAUUCCACUUAUCCAGGUUGUUUUCAGUCUGCCCUUUUUCCUUCUUUCCGGAGGUUGCCAUUCCAUUAUUAGCUUUGGGAGUCGAUGUUCCUCCAUUCUUUGUACAUAUCCAUACCAACACAGUUGUUUUUGUUGGACUUCUUCAGUUAUUCAGUUGCCAGGUUUCACAUCCAUAUAGUACCACGCUUUUAAAGAUGCUAUUAUAUAGCUGUGUUAUCUUUUCUUUUGAUAUGGUUUUUGACCAAAGUAGUGAGUUCAAAGCUCCUGAAGCUCGAUUUUUGACCCUUCGCUUCGUUAUCGAUCAUUCUCUAUCUGUACACUAAACAUACUAAGCGAAUACGUUCGAUAACGAAGCGAAGGGUCAAAAAUCGAGGUCCUGUUACGUUACAUGUGUCUCAUAUAUUUUAAAGUAAUUGUAAAGCUUGGUACACAUAUGCGAGCCGAGCUGUAUGCGAACGUUAUAUUCGUAUAAUUUCGAACUGAACUAACCCUUUCGGAGCUGUUCGUCGCGUGUGUCGAACCAUGGCCUGUCGGUUUUUAAGACGAACACAAAGAGUAUUCGCAGUUCAGUUUUGACCGCGUACAUAGCGAUAAUAUCUUGUUCGUUUUGUUGAAUCGAGAUUGUAUGAACGAGGUGUUCCUAUUCCUAGAGAUAAGAAAUGUGAGAAAUAUAAUCAGAGAGAUAAAGGCAGUUUUUGUUUUUAUUUGAUUCAGAGUUGGAUCACCAUCUCCACAUAGCUAUUUCAUCAUCUAUGCGUCAUCAGUGGAGCUAUGCAGUCACAACUCUAAACCAAGAGUUUACCCUGCCUAUUUAAGGGAAAACGUCGCGAUGAAAUGAUUCCACCUUUUGAGACGCAAAACAGCGACAUCUCUCGUAAUACGAGGAAGACGAAAAGCCCUAGAUACAAAGUUUACUACAUUUAAACAAUUAGAAUAAUUGAAAUAAAAAUAAGAAACAAUAUGUUAAAUACAAGACUUUUCGUUAAGAAACUGCUUUCUGGCUGCAUCCUGUAUCUCCGGCUUUUACAAUAUAUAAGCACAAGAGACGACGAAUAUACAAGAAAGCAAAUAAAGGACACUGGCCACGUAUUUACCUUCUUUUCGUCUAGGAAAAGGACCGAAAGACAGUUUCAGGUACUCAAAUCUGAGUUAAGAUGAAAAAGAUAAAGGCAGUUUUUGUUUUUAUUUGAUUCAGAGUUGGACACAAUAUAAUCAAUUUUUAUUUUACAGUGAUAAACAAAUAAUUACUGUCUUUAUUUACAUUUAGAACGUGACUUUGAGAUAAAAUUACAAAUGAAAUGAAUCAUUUACAUAAACUUUGUACAAUUGUUGGUUCGUAGUUGAUUAUUCGCUUUCCAUGGAUUGUGAUGAGUUCGUUGUAAAAUAUUUUCAACUAACUGUACGCGCGAGCAGUUCGCAAACAGUUCCGCUCUCAUAUGUGUGUACCCAGCUUAAGAAAUGCCAAAUAUAAUUGAAUUUCAAUAAAUACACUUAGAUUGUGUCUGAAUCGGGUGGUGGGGGGGGAUUUUAAUUUAAGAAUUAGGGUUAAGAUGGUGAGCUUUAAGAGUAAACAGUAGCGAUCAACAGGUAGCAAUAAAAUAUAACUUCGGGAGAUAGUAUCAUAAACUUUGGCAACUGUGGUAAUCUUUGACAUAAGAUUAAUAUUUUGACAAUAUCAUAGUCGCGCUAAAUGGAAGUAAUAGAAAACGAUUUUAUUAUUAAUAAAUAGAUAUUUAUAAAAAUAAACCAAAAUGGGUGAAAAUUUUAUGUUAAGAUAGGUAUUUAGAAAGGUAUUUGCAUGAAAUAUAUAAUAGUAAGAAAAUAAUAAAUAAUCAUUUUUUGUUGUGAAGCGAAACAAAUUUCGAUUUUCGCAUAAUUUUGGCACGGUUUUUAAUGGACUUUUUCUUGGAAGGUUUCACUUUAUUCUUUGGUUUGAUUUACUUUUUUCAUUUUGUUAAACUAUUGAUAAUAUUUUUAUAAUAAAAAAUCCUCCUAAAACUUUAUAUACCUACUCGGAUUAGAAUUCGAAAUAUUUUUACGUAAAAUAUACUUAUAGUAUUUUUACUACAAAAGCGAUAUUACGUAGGUCAAAAUUUUUGACGUAAGAGAACUCUCAAAACAUUAGAAUGUGAUUAUUGCCAUGUUUAUAAUAAACAUGGCAAUAAUGUAAAGUCACAUUUUGUAGUAAAAAUACUAUACCUACCUACAUAUAACUAAAACUCACAAUUAACAACAAUCUAUUCUUUCAAAGAGGCCAACAACUUAUACAACAACAACAAAUAUAUAAUAAAUGAACUAUCAAUAAACACUACUUUCCUAUGAAACAACAAAACGAAUUCUUAAAUUAACACACUACUGCACUGAACAGAUCAUAGAAAAAAGUGUUGUGUGAUUUGGUAGAAUGCGAUCUUACCCUUCAAAAAAUAUGUCACGUAUUUCAGCACCUGUUUAAUUGGAAGGAUACUACAAAUCUGGCCUCCACAUAAGUGGUCUGUAGCUUCUACAUGAUAGGUGUGAAAUUUUAAACAUUCUUGCUGUCGAUUGGAUAGGAAGAGUGGUAUAAUCUAGCCUCCAUGCUAGGUACAUCAUGUACAUCAUAGCCUCCAUACGGUACUUCCAAUAUUUAAUAUUUUAUUUAUUCAUGUGGACAAUAAAGGUAAAACACAAACAACUUUUGUUUCUUACUUAUUUAUUUAAACAAUAAUGUGACAUUUUACAUAGAAAUAUGAGUAAUUUGGAUUAAAUAAAUGUUUACUUGUCGAAUUUUUCCACCGUCUGCACACAACAGCUGAACGGAGCCAUUAGACCUAACAACAAAGCGUGAAAUAAAAUGUGUAUUUUAAAACUGUUGGAUAAACAGUACCUACAAUCAGAAAAACUUACCUUUAAAAAGGUACUCGAUUAUGAAAUAACAAAAAUAUCAAAAAACAGACUGAAUAUCAGCUUUUUAUGGUGACACAAACACAUCACAUAACCGACCAUAUAAAAUAAGUGAACGACAACGAACGAACGAACACGAACACAGAUUACAGAUUCACAGAUAGCGCAGGAUUUGUCAAAAGUCAUGUUCCACCAAUCACAAGGCCGACAUCAGCGCCUCUGACUAAAUGGAAGGAAAAUAAAUACGAUUACAUGUUUUUUAUUCGCUGUGUCUAGGUACACGCUAACGUGUACGCAAAUAAAAAAGUUAGGUACACGCGAAUUAAACUUCAUCAAGCCAGUGACGUCAUUAUUUAGCAUACGUAGUGACUUUAUAUUUUGGUACACGCUAUUUUGAUAUGUUUAUUGUUUGUUUGAUAGAAAAAUAUUUAUUAUUAAGGAGAGGGGAAGGGAAGCAGGACUAUUCAGAUGUUUCAAACUUAAUAAUGUAAUAAAUCAAUGUGUAUAUAAAAGUAUUAUAUUCACGUUAGCGAAAUAAAUUUUAGUUGACAUGAAAUGUACAAAAUAUUGUUAAAGAUUUGUUUACUACGUAAGUUAAUUAUACCAGUUUAUAAACUAUAAACCAAUGCUGUUGUGUUUAUUUCUAUUUAUACAGGGAAUUGAACUUGUUACGAUUUUCAUAGAAAAUAUGUUAUAACAUUGUAAAUACCCUAUAUAACAUAAUAAACCUUUAUAUUUUUGUGAUGGGGAAGUUAAGAAGAUUUCGAACAUAAAAUAAAAUAUAGAGUGUUCCAUUAAAAAAAAAACAUAAGUUUGGUCUGCCACUAUGUUAUCGAACGCCCUGUAACAUUUUAACUAAUUUUGUAAUAUGAAGCUCGAAGUUUGCUACAAUUUUUGUUAUUAACUUUUAUUGCUAUCCAUUACUAUAGCGGGUCUACUGAGCUUUAUCACACUAAUCAAUCGGCCUGUAUCUUUUAUCUUAAUACUUCUGCUACCGUUAAUCAUGAAUUUUUGUCUUUGUCUAUCUUUUUCAUACUGUUUUAAAAUAAUGUUAAACUCAUUAAAAUAACUAAAUAAUUGUUCACAUUCCAUAGUUAAUUUAAAAAAACACUAAACAAAUAAAAAAUAAGAAUCUCUUUACUCGUGGCUCGCGGCUCAAGUUAACGUGUAUGUAAAAAACCAGUAACAGUGCACGCUAAAUAGUGACGUCACUGAAUUGAUGACGUUUCGCGUGUACCUAACUUUUUUAUUUGCGUACACGUUAGCGUGUACCUAGACACAGCGUUUUUUAUUAGAGUGAGCGGGGCAUGGAACAGAUAUCGAUAAAGAUGACAGAACAGAUUAGAGAAAAUCUGACGCAGGUUUGUCAAACUGACAGUGAUAAUUUCUCUAUGUUGCCUAAUUAGUUAUUUAGUUAUAAUAUGUUCGAUUUCUUGUUAGAAAUAAAAAAAUUUUAGUAGUUCCAAGAUUACACAAAAUCUAGGCAUGGGAUAAAAAAGUUUAUUUGAAGAAAGUUUUUUUUUCUUCUUAAUGGCGGUACAGGCUCCUUUUUUCAAUAUUUUAUUUAGUUAUAGAGUAAUUUCCACGUACUAACAUAUUUCUGAAAUUGGGCUCUGUACCGCCAUUCUUUAUUUUAUUACUAAUAUGUGUGCGAAAUAUCUCGACAAAAUAUUCAGAAUUUGAGCCGCAAUCUGGAACGCGUUUGUUGCUACCUGUUGAUCGCUACUGUAGCCUAUUAAGGCAGUUUUCUACUUUUGAGGAGUGCCAUAGACAUGCAAAUAUUUAAAUUUAUAUUUAUUUUAAUUCUCGGGUGAGGGGGUGCAGACGAGUUACAUUUGCAUCAAAUGACACAUAUCAACCUCUUUAUAUUUUCAACAAAUUGUAAGAAAAGUAACAUAUUAAGGGCACGUUCGCAUGUAUCGCAUUGACGCGCUUUUACAACUAAUACAUAUACAGUGCGUAAAUCGUUCAGCUGGACAUAGGGAACAUACAUUGUAUACAUUUAAAUACAUAAAUACUUACAUUGUAUUAUAUUGAGAUAAUUGUGGCAACUUCGCUCUCCCAAUGACAAUAUAGUUGUUAGCAUUAAGGGGCAUUAACCUCAAAAUUGACAAUUAAUUUCGGGUGACACAAAUAAACGUCAAAACAUGACAUUGUAGUAGAAGUAUUUUUGAUCUAAUGGGAAAACUGUGUCUGUCUAAUUUGAAAAUUAAUUUUUAAAUAAAAGAUAUUUUAAAAAUUAAAGUAAAAUAAUUAUUAAUUCAUAAGUCAUAAUCUUCGUUUUUGAUUUAUUUAUGGACUGCCUUGCAUUCAAAAGCACUCAUUUUAUUCAUUAUAACAGCUCUAUUGCACCAGAAACUCGUACUCGAACAGAAGUUUCAACUAACACAGCUUAGCGCAGUUGCCACAAUGAUCUCGAUGUAUAUUCCCUAUGUCCAGCAGAACGAUUUACUUACUGUAUAAGAGUAGUUUCAUACUCUUAUUCUUGUAAGAGAUCGCUGUAUGAAUUCAUCUAAAAAAGAGUUUAUUUACAAUAUGUACAAGAUAGAUUAAAAACAUUAAUAUAACUAAAAUAACUUAAAAAUACAAACCUAAAAAAGAGAAUCAAGAACAAUGCUAUUUCUUAUGAGUUUUUGACAACUAUCAAAUAAUUUACAAAACGUCAGUCAAACUACAAACUACAAUUAUAGAGUCAUGCCUCCUAAAACUACAAAUACCCUAAAUUAUCGAAAUGUUGUUUUAUUAAAAAUAAGCAUAGUUUUAUUUUUACAUCCCCCCACCAACAGGUAUGACAAACCAUUAAAGUCUAUGGUUGGUCACAAGGCAUCAAUUUUGAGAUGUGAAAAUAAUUCAUAUCGUUCCUUUUGUAUCCAAUAUCUAUUUCAUAUAACGUAUUUGAAAUUCGUUUCUUUAUUUGAAACGGGCCUAGUCUUAUUUCAUCAAGCUUUUUUCUAUUUAGCUUGGAUUUAUUUUCCACAUAUGCCCAAUCUCCUUCUUUAAAUUCAUAGAAUUUUCUAUUUUUGUCAUACAGUUUUUUGUUAUAUUCAUGAUGUCGUACUGAAUUUUUAUAAGCUAUUUGCUUAUCUUUUGACAAAUUUCUUGUUUCACAAAGUUCCUCGGGAACAAUCGGAUCCGCUUUUCCAAAAAUCAAAUAUUCUGGGCUGUAUCCGGUUACGGAAUGAUCUGUUCUAUUAUAUUCAUCUAUACAUUCUUCAGCUAUUUUUGUCCAUGCUCUACUUCUAGUUUCAUUUAAUUUGCAUCUUAUCCUAUUAACUAAUGUUUGAUUAAGUCUUUCAUUUAAACCAUUUGAAAAUGGGCAGUCCACUGCUGUAAAAACCAGUUGAAUAUUUAACUGUUUCAUAUUAUUUCUAAAUAUUUUGGAAUUAAUUCCCGGAUACUGAUCUGUUAAUAAUGUUUUUAUGGGGUGUUUAUCUUGAAUUUUAGAGAUUAGUUUAAUGAAAUCAUCUGUCGUCUGAUUUUUGGAAGUAACUGCAAAUGCAUAUCUGGUAAAAUGAUCUACAAGUAAGUGGAGGUAUUUUUUUGUUGAACGAUUGCCAGCAAAUCCUCCUAUUGUAUCUAGAGACAUAAUCUCGAAAGGUUCUUUUGCCGGACCUAAUUGUGACAAGAGACCACAUUUUGGACCUACUCUUGUUUUAUUUUUCCAGCAGAUCUCGCAUUUCUGGCAGAUAUCCUUUGCCAGUAAAUCCAAAUUCUUAAUGUAGUAAAAAUUCCUAAUUUUGUUAAUUACUUUACCAGCACAAAUAUGACCAUAAAAUUUGUGAAUUUUUGUUACUAACUCCACUCCAAAAUCCUUGGAUAAUAUUAUUUUUUUCUGGUUCUUCCUCAAUUUAUAGAAUACAUCUUGGUUGAAAAUUGUUCCUAUCAUUUUAUCUAUAGCUUGUCGAUUAUUAUUCUGGUCUUGUUUUAUCUCAGUUAAUGUCACUAGGUUCACUGUUUUUAUAAAUGUUUCUGCAUUUUCUAUAUUUUCCAAAACUGGGUUUCUAGAAAGGCAAUCUGCUUCUACAUUUCCUUUUCCGGGUUCAUAUUUAAUGUCGAAGUCAAAUUGUGAAAGAAAAUGAGUCAUAUCUCCUAAUUCUUCAUCUGGUCUUGUACGAAGUUCUCUUCCCUCAAGGGGCUUAUGAUCAGUAAUAACUACAAAUUUUCUUCCCAUUAGCCAGUAUUGCCAAAAUUUUAAUGCUUCUUUAAUUGCCAGGCACUCUAAAAAAAUUGCUUUUUUGUUUUUCUGAUAUUUGUUCAAUUUUUUUGAAAAGUAAGCCACAGGUUUCAUUUCUCCAUCUUCUUGUUUUUGUUUGAGAACUGCACCAACUCCUAAAAUACUAGCAUCGGUAUAUAUAAUUGUAGGAGCAUUUGGGUCAAAAAUAGCUAGAAUAGGUUCAGAGCAGAGAAUACUCUUUACCUUAUUAAAGGCUGCUUGGCAGUUUAAAGACCAGUGGAAUUUAAUAUCUUUUCUAAGUAAAUUAUGUAAUGGUUCUAAUAAUCUGGCUGAAUCUUUUAUAUAUUUGUGAUAAAAAUUAACUUUUCCCAAAAACUGUCGUAUUUUUUUCCUGGUAUCUGGUGCUGGAAAAUUUCUGAUCGAUAUUAAAUUAUCAUGUAAAGGACGAACUAAAUUGUUUCCCACAAUGUGUCCUAAAUAUUUUACCUCUUUUCUUGCAAAAUUACACUUUAGAAGUUUGAGCCUAAAUCCCUCUUCUAAAAUGGCUUCCAUGAGUCUUUCAAUGUGCUCUAAGUGUUCUUCAAAUGAUAAUGAAAAUAUUAAAAUAUCGUCUAUGUAAUUUAUACAAAAUCAAUUUAAAUUAUGUUUUCUGAUAAUAUUAUUUAAAAUUCUUUGAAAUAUUGCUGGUGAUGUUUUAAGCCCAAAAGGUAAGCAUUUCCAUUGCCAAUGACCAUCUUGUGUAACGAAGGCUGUCUUAUAUUUAUCUUUAUUCCGAACUGGAAUACACCAAAAAGCAGAAUUUAUAUCUAAAGUAGUAAAGAAUUUAGCAUUCCGUGUUUUGGUCAAAAUCUCGUCAAUUAAUGGAAAAUGUUGUGGUUCGGGAACAAUUAAUUUGUUUAAUUCACGAAAAUCGAUGCAUAAUCUUGUUUUAGAUCCUUCAUCUUUUUUAAGAGCCAAUGUAACAGGUGCUGCAAAGGGCGAAGAUGAUUCUUCUAUUAAAUUUGCUUUUAACAAUUGUCCUAUUUGAAAUUCUAUCUCUUUUUGAUCCUCUAUUGAGCAUCUAUAUGGCUUCUUUGCGACAAAUUUAUGUUCUAAAAGUUUAAUUUGAGCUUCAUUAUUUUGAACUUGCCCAAUAUCAAAUUUAUGUCUUGCAAAAAUAUUGUCAUAUUUAUUUAGUAAUAUUUCUAUUUUACUUUUCUGAUCUGGCUGUACAUGUUCUAAUUUUGCUUCAAAAAGCUCUGUGGGAAUUCCUUCAUUAAAGUUUAUUGUAUAUUCAGUCAUAUUAAUAUUGUGAUUAAAUUUUUCAAUCUUCUCUUCAAUAUUUUCAUCUAAUCUUUGAUAAAUUUCUAAAUCAAAAUCUUGUUUCAUUUGAAAAUUCAAAAUAGAAUCUAAUCCAAGUAGAAUAUCAUACUCGAAAUACUCAUCAUUAAUUACAAAAAGAUUAACAUUUUUCUCGAUCUUAUUAAUUUUCAUUUUUGCAGUUAGUUUUCCUGUAAAAUUUGUUCUGCCAUUUACCGUUUUAAACAUAUUCCUAUCUUCCUGAAUAACUAAUCCCAACUUACCUGCUACCUUCGAAUUCAGAAGAGUAACAUUUGAACCUGGGUCAUAGAUUCCACAUAAUUCUCUAUUAUUUAGGAAUACUUUUAAUUUGAUCAAUGGCAGCAAAUUCAGUUUUUUUGGUCGGUUAUCGUUUCAUUUAAUGUCUCCUGUAUAGCAAUAUUAGUAACAUAUUUAAUAUCAUUUGAUUUGUUUUUUUGUAUUGUUUUCAUAUCUUUUUGCUUUAAACGGCACAUUGCCUCUGGGUGAAACCUCCCAGAGAAUCCUUUUUUAUCACAAUAUUGACAACUUUUUUUUUCUUCUGAAAUUUGUUGAAAAUUUGGUUUUGUCUGUGAUUUAUCUUUCUUUCUUAUAACUGAACUUUCCAAUUUUCGUAAUUCACCUAUCAAUUUUUCCAUUGUUGUAACGUCAGCUCUAUUAAUAUUAUUUUGUAUAUGAAUUGGCAAAUUUGUCACAAUUAAAUCGAUUAGUAUAUCACUAGGAAAAUCAUUUUUGACAUUUAGCAAUAAAUUUUCUUUACGAAAUGCAUAAUCAACAAGACUACCAUCUAUAUACUUAAAAGAAUACGCUUUCCUAUGGUUAUGCCAACCUGUUUCACAAAAACUAUCUAAAAAAUUAAUUUUCCAUACCUCAAAACUGUUAUCUAAGCCUAAUGUUAUUAUUUUUGAUUCAAACCAUUCCUUUGCUAUUCCAUCAAGAAACAGACGUAGAAUCAAAAUCUUGUCUUUUUCAGCAUCCACUUCACAUCGCGAACAUUCUGAUUCGAAGGUAUUAAGCCAUGAAUUCAUUGGAACAUCUUUCCCAUUAAAAUUUCGAAGUACAAAAUCAUCUUUUAUUUUUUUAUAGUUUUUCUUUUCAACUUUAAGUAUACCUGUUUUACUAUUUUGGGGCAACUGGACUAAUGCUGGAGAUUGUUCAAUCGCUUCUGUCUUCUCAUACUCUGGUAAUAAGGUCUGCUGUAGGUACUCAUUUUGAUAAAACACAUCACCAUCUGAAUCAAAAUAAAUCAAUUUCAAAUUAUCAUCUAAUGCAAUGGUACAGAUUCGAAAGCAUCCACUUGAUUUCAUAGACGCUAAAAUGUUUUUAACUUUUUUCAAACGGAAUAGUUCAGAAUGAUCAUCUUGAAGUUGAUUUUCAGCAGGCAGUUUAUAAUAAAAAGGGGACCCUGUUGGCUGCAGCCACUUAAAUUUAUACACAUUCUUCUCACUAUCACUACAGCUUGCUUCUACAGCAAUACAAAUUUUCAUCGAUGUAGUAUUCAUCCUUAAUUUGUCCAUAUAACGGCUUGAAAAUCUAUUGUUAUCACUAUUUUCGCUUGGUAAGCUUAAGUUCUUGAUUUAUAAGAGUAGUUUCAUACUCUUAUUCUUGUAAGAGAUAGCUGUAUGAAUUCAUCUAAAAAAGAGUUUAUUUACAAUAUGUACAAGAUAGAUUAAAAACAUUAAUAUAACUAAAAUAACUUAAAAAUACAAACCUAAAAAAGAGAAUCAAGAACAAUGCUAUUUCUUAUGAGUUUUUGACAACUAUCAAAUAAUUUACAAAACGUCAGUCAAACUACAAACUACAAUUAUAGAGUCAUGCCUCCUAAAACUACAAAUACCCUAAAUUAUCGAAAUGUUGUUUUAUUAAAAAUAAGCAUAGUUUUAUUUUUACACAUAUAUAGAUAAAAGUCAUUAUAUUUAUUAUAUAGAGCAUCAUUACAGUUGCUUUCCUGAUGAGAACAAAAGAGUUCGAAAUGGUCCAUAGAAAGAUGGUAGUGAUCUCUGAAUCGAAAUUAAAUAUAAUGCCUUUUAUCUACCCACGGUUUUACUCACGUAUCGAGUACUAGGAAGCAGAUUUGUUGAUCUUUACCUCAUCGGUGAAUUGAUAUGUUGUGGAGUGCAACUAUGUAGACUCCCCAUGUCUAUACAUUCAUUACCCUUUUCCUUGCAAUUUUUAGAAGGAUGGGAAUAGGUAUAAGAGAGAAUCUGUUUCCGAACUAAGAAAUCCAAAGAUUUUAUUAUUUUUAAACAUUUAUUUGUUUGAAAAUGGAGUCUUUUGGGUUUCGACAUUUUGUUAAUACAUAUACAUAUUUUUAUUCAGGCCGUGUAAGAAGUACUCUGCGAAAUGUGUACGCAUCUUUAAAUGUGACUGAAUGUACAUACUUAGUUGUAAAAAGAUUUAUCGCCUUGUAAAUUCCUUAUAUAUUUUGAUUUUUAAAUUUAGCGUUUGGUAUGUGGCAUGUACAAAUUUUCAGAAAAUAAAUUUUGUAUAAGUAUAA